GCUGCUUUCAUUUGAAUAAAUAACCACCGGAACCCGCGGUCGUGAGCGCGCAAAUGCGCAUCGGUCUGCGCAUCUUUGAAUCUUCACAACUACGCCGUGGACAAUCUCCCUGACAUCCAAAGACCUCUCCUCUGCAAUCCGACGCGGCUUCUUCACCGCCUAUGGCCGCACAUCGGCAUCCCUGAGCCGCUGGCCUCGUCCCGGACCUUUCACCCAUCGCCGUCCAAGGUCUUUGAAUCGGCGGAGACGUUUCUUUAUAAGAUUUUUAUUUAAUUUUUUUUAAUGGUAAAUCAUCCUCGGCAGAGUAUUCUGAAGGAAGCCGGCGCUAUGCUGGGCCCAUCUCUCUAGAUCCUGUGAUUAAUACACGAUCUCUCAUUCCCUCAUUCGUCCGACCCCCCUGGUACUCUCAUCGUGCCCCAGCGAUGCACCCGAACGCAGUGAUGCUGGCGGUGGUCCUUCUGUGGGACUCGAUGCUUCCGUUCAUCUCGGCUCAAAACGCUGGGUUUGUGAAGUCGCCCAUGUCUGAGACUAAGCUUACGGGGGACACCUUUGAGCUGUACUGCGACGUGGUUGGUAACCCCACUCCGGAGAUCCAGUGGUGGUAUGCCGAGAUCAACCGAGCUGACUCCUUCAAGCAGCUGUGGGACGGCGCCCGCAAGCGGCGGGUAUCCAUCAACACGGCCUACGGCACCAAUGGGGUCAGCGUGCUCGGCAUCACGCGUCUCACACUGGAGGACUCUGGGACCUAUGAGUGCCGGGCCAGCAACGACCCCAAGCGCAAUGACCUCCGCCAAAACCCCGCCAUCACCUGGAUCCGCGCCCAGGCCACCAUUUUGGUGCUACAGAAACCAAAGAUCAAUGCCUCCGAUCAGAUCAUCCUUUCGGCGGACAACCCUCGUAAAGAAAUCUUCCUGUACUGUAACCUCACCACUGCACACACGCCCCACAGGGAAAGCUUCUGGAUGAAAAACGGACUGGAAAUCACAAACACGCGGACAGAGUUGAGGAACACGUCAUACAGAAUCUUCAAAUCGCGGGCAGAUGAUUCCGGGGAGUACAUGUGCGUUUACACGUUCGCCAUGGCGCCCAAUGCAAAUGCCACAAUCGAAGUGAAAGCGAGACCUGAUGUCACCGGUCACAAGCGAAGCGAGAACAAGAACGAGGGGGAAAACGCGAUGCUUUACUGCAAGUCUGUGGGUUACCCGCAUCCCACCUGGACAUGGCGUAAACUGGACGGAACAUCCUACAUGGACAUCGACAACUCCACCGGACGCUUCUUCAUCACCAUCAGGGACAACUACACGGAGCUCAACGUCCUUAACCUGGAUAUAAGCAGCGAUCCCGGAGUGUACCAAUGCAACGCUUCUAACAUGAUUGGAAACACGGCUGAGACCACGAUACUUCGGGUGCGCAGCCACCUCGCCCCUCUGUGGCCUUUCCUCGGUGUGCUGGCGGAAAUUAUCAUCCUAGUCGUCAUCAUCGUCGUGUACGAGAAACGCAAGAGGCCGGACGACAUAAUUGAUGUAAUAACCACGAAAACAAAUUCAACAAACAACCACAAGGACAAAAACAUUCGCCAGAGGAAUACAAAAUAAGCAAUUUACUCAAACAAAAUGGCUAAACUGCAUUUUUGACAUGAUGAAGGUACCAGAGGUGGACGGAGCUCCGGGCAGUUUUGAAGAAAAGCAUAUCCUGUCUCAUUUUAUGAGAAACAAUAUCAGCAUAACACUGGCAACAAAAAGAACAUGAUGGCUGUCUUAAGCAUGCCUUAUUCAGUCAUGCGUGGAGAUUUCAGGAUGACGAAUAAUGACUAGAAUCACCGCAAAGGUGUACACAUUUUUAAUGUGCUGUUGAUGUCUCUGUUAUUUAUUUCAUCAUACCCUCAGAGGAGGUGAUCCCUUUUGUAUUACAUAUCAUGUACAAUGCAUGCAAGGUAAUUACGCAAUAGGAUACUCAGAAUAGACAUUUUCUGUUGUUAUCCCUCGUGUGGCUUUUUUUGCAUCUGAAAUGACCUGUGUUUUCUAUGGAGUCAUCCUUAUAACAUAUGUUUGUAUAUACAUAUAUAUGUAUAUACUGUACAUACAUAUAUAUGCAUACGUAUAUAUAUAUAUAUGUUAGUUUUAUUCUUGAGAAUUUGUACAGCAUAUCAUGGUCAGUUAACUAUGUUUGAUUUUGUGACAAUGAGUCCACUUUAUUGUGAAGCAAGGGCUUCGAUGGCAGUAUUUAAAUUUAAUUGAGAGUGAUUACAGAAAAUGACUUAUGUGUGUUUAACUAUCUAAACAAAAAUGAUAAGUGUAUUAUUAUUUUUUUUCUUUCCAGAGUAACUUAGGUGUCUUGUAUAUGUUGAAGUAUGAGUGUUUAAAUGAUAGAAAAUAUCUAAAAAAUAUUUUUUCAUUAAUUGGUUUUUAUUCCUAUUUUCUCUCUAACUGUAUAGCAUGGCUAUAAUCCUAUGCAAUAUGUAUUCUUAAAUAGAUAUAUGGAGGGCAGUUUGUUUUACUCAGUGAAGCUUUAAUAUUGUGGGAUCACUUGGAAAGCUGGCAUAGCAAAAUUCACUGCUGUAGCUGCAUGACUCCUCUUUCAAUACGAUGUAUCCAUGUGUGUUGCGGUGGAAAUGGACCUGCGUUGAGGUGGGAAAAGAGGGACCAGAGUAUAUAGCCACGAUCAAACAUAUGGUUGAGACCAAUAUUUUUUUUUCUGAAUAAAAAAUGUUAAAUUGAA
This is a messenger RNA of Gasterosteus aculeatus aculeatus (three-spined stickleback), 2718 nucleotides long. The record is from RefSeq and is a predicted model, not a curated record. Lineage: Eukaryota; Metazoa; Chordata; Actinopteri; Perciformes; Gasterosteidae.